Grosmannia clavigera kw1407 is the source of this 5775-nucleotide messenger RNA. Its product is annotated as nonribosomal peptide synthetase-like protein. Gene Ontology annotation, biological process: positive regulation of transcription by RNA polymerase II; DNA-templated transcription. Gene Ontology annotation, cellular component: nucleus. Bases 1 to 5775 code for a protein of 1924 amino acids. The record is from RefSeq and is a predicted model, not a curated record. Lineage: Eukaryota; Fungi; Ascomycota; Sordariomycetes; Ophiostomatales; Ophiostomataceae. Gene Ontology annotation, molecular function: zinc ion binding; phosphopantetheine binding; sequence-specific DNA binding. The transcript is spliced from 6 exons.
AUGCCGGCCAAGAUGGAGCACCAGCCAGAGCCUGCUGCCGCGUUUCCGCCGCCGCGUUCUCCCGACCCUUCUCCACACCAGCUGUUCCGCCAGCCUCAGCCGUCCGAGACACACCAACAGCAGCAGCAAAACCAGCAGCCACAACGACAGCUCCCAGAUCUGGCUUCCCCUUCCGAAACGCCAGUCGAAGGGUCUUCCAGGAAGCGGAAGCGGGUGCCACCAGAGCUACGACGACGCGUUACACGUGCUUGCGACCGGUGCAAGAGACGAAAGGUCCGCUGCACGGGCGACAAGCCAUGCCUGCACUGCACCGAGGCAAAAUCCACGUGCACAUACGACCUGACCUAUGGACGCGGUCGUCUGCCGCCGAUCCCAUUGGCCCAGGAAUUCUCUCCAACGGGGCCGUCCCUCAAUGAAGUCUCCGCUCCACUGCAUACACGCAGCUUCUCAUUUUCCGCAGGCAGCAGGCCUAUAGCGGCUGCGCCGGUUGGCCUAGGCGAGCGGCUGUCCUUUCUGUCUGAGGCUGCCACAACAGCCAGGAUGGACCGGCAGCAGCAGAAACAGCCGUCGAACUCGAGCAUUUCCAAUCCGCCCAGCUCUGGAAGCAUCAAUACCAAAUUCAGCAGCAACCACAAUGCCGACAAUGACACCACCACCAACAAAAUCAACGCCGUCAUCUCAACUUCUGCCUCAGCUACAGCUCCGGCCUAUGCCAUCGUAGCCACGUCUUCCCGCGUCUCUCCCGAGCCUUCGCAAACAGAUCUGCAGGGACAUUACGUCGGUCCGUCUUCUGGCGUCUCCUUCUUGCUUCGUGUGCAGAAACGCCUGCACGAGACUGUGUCCUUCUCCCAGGCCGCAUCUUCCUCCAUCUUCACCUUUGGCGACGCACCACUGCCGGAGUAUGACGCUUCCUUUCCUCUGCUGUUGACCCGAUCCGAGGCAAACUCUCUUCUGGAACGCUAUUUUGACUUUGCCGUCCCUACUCACCGUUUCUUGCACCGGCCCACUGUCGAGGCCUGGCUAGCCGAGUUCUACGCCACCAAGGGCAGCAUGGCCAGCCACGAAGACACCCGCGCCCGCAUCGCCGUGCUUUUCAUGGUUUUUGCCAUGGCCACCGAGUACAUGUCACCAGACUCAGCCGCUCCAGGAAUGGUCUCCAGUGCCCAGUACUUUCUCGCUGCAGAGCAGCAGCUGUCCAAGGAGCGUGGCUCUGUGCGCCUGGCCAGCGUUCAGGCUCGGCUCUGCCAGUGUUUCUACCUCCUGGCCCAGUCACGCAUCAACCACUGCUGGAGCCUGUUCGGCACCACUGCCCAUCUGGCCCUGGCCAUUGGUCUCAAUCGCAACCGGCGUGCCGACCCUGCCUCUGGCCUUGGGCACAUUGAUGUCGAGUGUCGUCGCCGCACGUUUUGGUGCACAUAUAACCUGGAUAAUUACUUGAGUGCCGCUCUCGGCCGCCCGAAAACGUUUCAUGAUGAGGACAUCGAUCAGGAGCUGCCCUCGAUCCUGGAAGACAGCGAGAUCUUCCACGACGAGAUCAGGCCCGGCCAGCCCCGUGGCCAGUCCACGAUGCUGGCACCCGUGGCACAUGUGCGGCUUGCGCGGAUAGUGAGCGUCAUUCUUCGCGAUCUCUACUCCAUCCAUCCCAUAUCCACAUCUACACGCGCGUCGUUGUCGCGCAAGCACUCGGAGGCUCUGGCAGCAUGGCGCAGAGAAAUAUCUCGCUUUCUCGAUACCGACCGCGAUGGCGCCUCCCUGCUGAUGCCCGUCUUCCAGCGACAGAUCAACGUGCUAAACUUGGCCUACUGGCAUGCCCUGCUGCUCACGCACCGGCCGCUACUGCUCAGCAACUUUGCCUACCUCCAGCGUUACGGCGCCGACUCGCGUAACGCGUCAGACCGCGUCUACAUCCAGGAGAGUACAAACCGGUGUCUGGACGCCGCCAUGAGCAUCAUUGAGAUUGUGGACAAUAUAUCUCAGGGCGGUCAGCUCUUCAAAGCUUUCUGGUUCACUAUGUAUUUUGCCUUUUCUGCCGUCGUUGUUGUUUACGUCUAUGUCAUUCAGCACCGGUCUUCUCCACCAGAGACAUACGGACAGUAUCUUUCAGCGGCGAUAGAGUGCCAACGCCAAAUUGUUCAGCACGCCGAGACCGGAUCGCUGGCGCAACGUUACACGCUCGUCCUCGAGGAGCUGCGCCUUGUGACGGUCAAGCAGGUCGGACUGCAGCGACAGACCUCUAUGCUGCCCACUCGGACUCCCCAUGCCGGCGGGAAUGAAAACGGUCGUAGCAGCAGCAGCAGCAGCAUUCCGUAUGCUGCCGGCGUCGAGGCCAGCUUUCGUUCCAUGGGCAUUGCAGGCAUUGUCAAUGAUCCAUUUGAUCUGUCUGGCGCACCCUUGGACGAAGGAAUGGUGGACUGGAACGAGAGCCCCAGCAGCUCUCUGGCCGAUUUUACCAGCUGGGGCCACUUUGACUCCAUGGUCUCGUCCGGCUUCUGGCCUUUUGAUUCCAUAGCCAAUGAAGACCCUACUGCGCAGGCUCUCGCCCCCCUUCAGCACUUUGCUUCUGGCAUAGAAGCCAAGAAUACCGUCGAAAUAUACACCAUGUCGGUGGCAGACGACAGCAGCCCGCCAAAAAUGGUCAACGACCUCCUGCUCAGCCGUGUUCGUAAUUCCCCGGAAACACAGUUUCUGGGAUACCCUGCCACAUCCAAAGGCAGGGCCGACUACGUCUACCACACAGUUCAGGACGUUGACCGUUAUGCCACCACUGCUGCAUGGCGAUAUCUGCAGUCGGGACUAAUUCCUGAACAUCCUAGUCCCAGCAAGGCCGAGGUGGUGGCCAUCUUGGCGCCAUCCAACUUUGACUAUGUCGUGUCCAUCUUCGCGUUGUCGCGGCUGGGCUUCGCCAUCUUGUUCCUGUCGAAUCGCCUAGCGCCUGAUGCGAUUGCCAGCUUGCUUCGGAAGACGGCAUGCACCAAGCUGAUCGUGUCGGCGAAUCACGCACCCAUGGCUGACCGGCUGCGAGACGAACAAAAGUGCCCUGUCUCGGUCUUUCCGAUCGUUGGGCACCCCGACUACACCUCGCAUGCCUCGCAGAAGAGCUUGCCGGAAAUUGCUAUUUCCAACCCAUCACGGCGAAUAGCCUUCAUCAUCCACUCGUCUGGCUCUACCGGUUUGCCGAAGCCCAUCUCUCAGACACACGGUGCCUGUCUGGCCAACUAUGCUGGUGGCAUCCCCUUUCGCGCCUUCAUCACGUUGCCGUUGUACCACAACCACGGAAUUUCGACGCUCUUCCGCGCCCUCUGUGCUGGAAAGAAGGCUGCUCUCUACAACGCCAGCCUUCCUCUGGCUGGCAGCACGCUGGUGGAGUCCAUACGAGCUGUGGACCCCGAGAGCCUGCACUGCGUACCAUACGCACUCAAGCUGAUGGCUGAGGACGCGCGCGGCAUCGACACACUCAAGCGGCUGAAGCUAGUUCUUUACGGCGGUAGUAGCUGCCCUGACGAGCUGGGCAACCGUCUGGAAGAUGCCGGCAUCUACCUGGCCGGUCACUACGGGGCAACGGAGAUGGGCCAGCUGAUGACCUCCUUCCGGGACCCGGUUGUCGACAAGGAGUGGGCCUACAUGCGUCCAGUGCUGUCGGCAAAGCCUUUCUUGCGCAUGGUCCCACGUGGCGACAAUACGUUUGAAUGUGUCGUUCUUGACGGUCUGCCAUCCAAGGUGCUGUCCAACUCGGAAGACCCGCCAAACUCGUUCUACACCCGCGAUCUCUUUCAGCCGCACCCGACGCUGCCUGAUGCCUGGAAGUACCUUGGCCGCAUCGACGACCGGGUGACGCUGAUCAAUGGUGAGAAGGUGCUGCCCAUUCCGUUUGAACACCAGAUUCGUCAGCACGACCUCGUGCGCGAGUGCGUCGUCUUUGGCAUUGACCGGGCGGUGCCGGGCCUGGCCAUCAUUCCCAGUGACAAGGCCAAAGGUCUGUCCAAGAGCGCGCUGCUCGACGCCCUGAUGCCGGUUGUGGAUGCCACCAACGCGCACACAGAGGCCUUUGGGCGCAUCUCGCGGGAGAUGAUCGAGAUCCUCGACGGCGACACGGUAUAUCCGGCAACCGAUAAAGGAACAGUAAUUCGUGCGGCCUUCUACAGCCGGUUUGUCUCAGUCAUUGAUGCCGUGUAUGCACGCUUCGAGGCAGCGCCAGCGGCAGAGGAAGGGGGGGACGGCCUGCGCGUGCUCGAUGAGACGGAGCUUGAGACAUAUCUCCUCGACAUUUUCGUCAACAAGCUGGGCAUUGUGGGCUUGCAGGCCGAGACGGAUCUGUUUGAGGCCGGCGUGGACAGCCUGCAGGCAAUCAUAGCGCGGGCUCAGAUCGUGCGCGAGAUCGACCUCAGCAGCAAGCGGCCAGCCCAGAACGUGGUGUUUGAAUACCCGACGGUGCGGCUGUUGGCUCAGCACCUGGUGUCUCUACGCACUGGGGCUGCCGACGGCACGGAAGGAGACGUCGCCGCGGGGGAGAUUCAGGCCAUGCGAGAUCUCAUUGCCAAGUACAGCGACUUCUCUUCCUUUACGUCCCUGCCGGCAAGCACUCACGUGUGUCCGGAAGGCAGGGAGGGGGCCGAGACCGUUCUGCUUACGGGGGCAACGGGCUCACUGGGCGUACACAUUCUGCGGAAGCUGGUGGACAAGCCGCACGUGACGAAGAUCUUCUGCCUCGUGCGGGCAUCGUCGCAGCCGGCAGCCAAGGAACGGGUAUACGCCACGCUGGCAGCCAAGGGCCUGCCAGCCUUGACGCAAGAUGCCCAAGAUAAGGUAGUAUGCCUGCCGGCAGACCUGAGCCAGAAGACACUGGGACUGGACGACGACAUACUGGCACAGCUUCGGCGUCGGUUGACGACAGUGGUGCAUGCAGCCUGGGCCGUCAACUUCAAUCUGGGCGUACGCAGCUUCGAGGGGCACCACAUUCGCGGCACAUACAACCUGCUCAACACAUGUCUCCGAGUCGAGGGUGCCCCCGCACGGCUGUUUUUCUGCUCGUCUAUCUCGGCGGGUGCGGGCACGCCGAUUCCAGGCACCGUGGCAGAAACGUACAUUGAGAACCUGGCACACGCACAGCCGAUGGGUUACGCACGGUCCAAGGUAGUGACGGAACACAUCAUCAAGGCGGCAGCAGCGCAGACAGGCAUGGCCGCACGGGUACUGCGGCUCGGCCAGAUCGUGGGCGACGCAGACGAGGGCAUCUGGAACACGACCGAGGCCAUUCCAUUAAUGCUGCGAAGUGCCCUGACAAUAGGAGCCUUGCCGGCUCUGAGCGAGACACCUUCAUGGAUGCCAGUGGACAAGAUGGCCCGCGCUGUGAUGGAGCUGUCUGGCCUGUCCGGGUCUCGCGGCCCAGAGCCGGACAAAUCUCUCGUCUACCAGGUGCAGAACCGGCGGCUCUUCGACUGGACCGAGGAGCUGCUGCCAGCUCUGCGGGCGGCCGGUCUGCCGUUCAAAACGGUGCCGCAGCGAGAAUGGGUGGAACUGCUGCGGGCUUCGGACGCCGACCCGACGCGCAAUCCGACGAUCAAGCUGAUCGACUUCUUCUCGGAAAAGUACGACAACGACCGGCCGGGACGCUCCGGGCUGGUCUUUGAGACCGACCGCACGGAGCGGGCCAGCAAGACGAUGGAGGACGGCUUCGACAUCAUCGGCAGUGGGCUGCUGGACAAGAUGGUCGCCUGGUGGAAGACGCAGUGGACGGCCGGAGCGGCAGACAACGGCGAUGCACAUGGAUGCAAAUAA